AUGCCGGAAAAUGUCGAGGGGGUAGCAAGAAACAGCACGGAAAAGUCCAAACCCAUGGAUCCUCCGCCAAUAGCAGAGGAUGCCGUAUUUGGCGAAAUCACAGAAGAAGGGCCAAACUACAGAGACGUCGGAUGGCUAGGGACAGUGGCUCUCAUGAUGAAGACCCAGUUUGGCCUCGGCGUUCUUUCUAUACCUCAAGUCUUCAACGCCCUGGGUUUGAUCCCGGGUACUGUGUGUCUCUGCGUCAUUGCGUCCAUGUGUACCUGGUCUACUUAUAUUAUAGGACAAUUCAAACUGCAGCACCCCGAGGUAUAUGGCAUCGAUGAUGCGGGUGAAUUGAUGGUUGGUCGUAUAGGCCGUGAGGUCUUCGGUGUCAGUGUCUGUAUUUGUGAGUCUCGUGUCCUAGCUUCUGGGGAUCUCGUCUAA
Messenger RNA from Aspergillus melleus, 426 nucleotides. RefSeq lists its product as uncharacterized. The transcript has 2 exons. The record is from RefSeq and is a predicted model, not a curated record. The coding region runs from base 1 to 426 and encodes 141 amino acids. NCBI's taxonomy places the organism in Eukaryota, Fungi, Ascomycota, Eurotiomycetes, Eurotiales, Aspergillaceae.